Electrophorus electricus (electric eel) is the source of this 4218-nucleotide messenger RNA. RefSeq names its product tripartite motif containing 33 (gene trim33). The record is from RefSeq and is a predicted model, not a curated record. Gene Ontology annotation, cellular component: chromatin. Gene Ontology annotation, molecular function: protein binding; zinc ion binding. NCBI's taxonomy places the organism in Eukaryota, Metazoa, Chordata, Actinopteri, Gymnotiformes, Gymnotidae.
GUAUAUGUAAGCGUACUUUGUAAACUUUUUUUUUUUAAUUCAAGGACAAAUAGUUGCCUUCUCAGAUGUAUUUAUACGGUACUGUAGUUCGAGAAUGAUCAGUCAAAAGGUACCAGUUUCUAUAGUAUUAUUUCAAUAAAAGUAAAGCUGUUUUAGUUUGAAAUUUUUAGAAACUGUGUUGCCGUAGCAAUUGAUUUAAAACUUUUCAGAAGGCCACCAUAAAUUACGGCGCUUUUGCUUUUAAACAAACCACAAACCGGGUUAACGGACCUCACCGCGGCGUGAUGACGCCACACUCCCAGAACGUCUAGAGCGCGUCGGACGUGAUGACGUCACAUUCCCAGAAUGUUCAGAGCGCGUUGGACGUCAGGCGGUUCAAAGAGGAGGAAAGAUGGCGGACAACAAAGGCCAAGGGGAUACGGAGAGCUCGGCUGGCAUGGAGGUGGAACCCCCGGCUGCGGUCAAUGGAGACGCCGGGGCUAAACACUCGGACUCGGUAAAUGUUCAAGACGCCGCGCAGAGGGAUGGAGGUGACGGACAGCCUCGAGAAAACGUUUCGCAAGCGCCGACACCCACCGCCGACGGUGGCGGAGGAGGCGAAGGCAGCGAGACCGCUGGAGGAGGGGAAGUCGGCGCCGACCGGAGUACUCCAGACGGGACGACGAACGUCGAGGGCGCAGAGCCCACGGUGCCCGGGGGAGACGGCACCGCCGCGGGCACAUCCCCGGCCCCUACCGUCGAAACGCCGACUCCCAUAUCAGCUCCGCCCGCCGUCCCGAUCAACCUCUUGGAUACGUGCGCGGUGUGUAAACAAAGUCUUCAGAAUCGCGACUGCGAACCAAAACUCCUUCCCUGCCUUCACUCGUUUUGCCUGAAAUGCAUUCCGCAACCGGAGCGCCAGAUCAGCGUGGGAGUCCCGGGCCCGCACGGACAGGACACACACAUCGUGAAUGUCAUGCGGUGUUUGGUCUGCUACCACGAAUACAAACAGACUGACAUGGUGGACAAUUACUUUGUGAAGGACACAACUGAGGUCUCUAGCACUUCAACACAAAAAUCUACACAGGUCUGCACCAGCUGUGAAGAUAAUGCCAAUGCCAUUGGGUUUUGUGUGGAGUGUGGGGAAUGGCUGUGUAAGACAUGCAUUGAAGCACACCAGAGAGUCAAGUUUACCAAGGACCAUACAAUACGCAAAAAAGAGGAGGUCUCGCAUGAGUCAGUUGGUACUUCAGGACAGAGGACGGUUUUCUGCCCCAUUCACAAGCAGGAGGCGCUCAAGCUCUUCUGUGAGACCUGUGACAAGUUGACCUGCAGAGACUGCCAGCUGCUGGAGCACAAAGAGCAUAGGUACCAGUUCUUGGAGGAGGCUUUUCAGAAUCAGAAAGGAAUAAUUGAGGCAUUAAUGGCCAAACUGCAGGAGAGGAGGAAUUAUGUGCAGUAUUCUGCAGCUCAGGUUCAAAACAGGAUAAAGGAGGUGAAUGAGACACAUAAGAAGGUGGAGCAUGAAAUUAAGAUAGCUGUCUUUACCCUCAUCAAUGAAAUCAACAAGAAGGGCAAAUCUCUGCUUCAACAGCUAGAGAGUGUGACGAAGGAGCGCAGCAUGAAGCUGAUGAACCAGCAGCGGGAGAUCGGUGCGGUGUCACAGCAGGUCCUGCACGUGCUACGCUUCACCCACUGGGCCAUCAGCAACGGCAGCAGCACCGCACUGCUCUAUAGCAAAAGACUGAUUACAUACCAGCUGCGCAGUGCCCUAAAGGCGCGUGUUGACCCAGUACCUGCAGCCAACGGUGCAGUCCGGUUCUUCUGCGACCCAACCUUCUGGGCCAAGAACGUCGUCAACCUUGGUAACCUGGUGAUUGAGAAGGUGCCACCGCCUCCUACCCACCCUCCCAACAUGAUGAUUGGUCAGCAGCUGUCCCCCGGGCACGGUGGCCCAGGCAGCAAGCACCCCGGGCAGAUCAACUUGGCCCAGCUCCGCCUGCAGCACAUGCAGCAGGCUGCGUUUGCCCAGAAGCAGCAGCAGCAACAGCAGCAACAGCAUCAGCAGCAGAUACAGCAGCAGAUGCGCAUUGCUUCCCAGAUGUCCCAGCAUCCUCGGCAAGGAGGACCACCACAAAUGAUGCAGCAACAGCCUCCCAGACUCAUCAGCAUGCAGUCGCUGCAGAGGGAGGGGGUUAACGGCUCUGCCCACAUGUAUCCCCCACCCCCUCACUUGCGCAUGACAACUUCUCAGAGCCGCAUGCCCGUGACCCAGCCCCGCCUCAACGGCCAGCCAUACCCCAUGAUGCAACCACAGCUCCAGAGACAGCUUUUUAACAUCCCUCCUCAGCCUUCCUCUGAAAACGACCGUGUUCUCUCCAACCUCCUGCAGCAUUCCAACCCCGGCCACGCGGGGCCUUUCCCCGUGGCAUCAUUACACAACGUCAGCGCUGCCAACCCCACCAGCCCCACAAGCGCCAGUAUGGCCAGUGCUCUUGGCCAUCGGGGGCCCACCAGCCCUGUGGUGGGCCCCAUCGAGCUCAUUCCCUCUGUCACCAACCCUGAGAACCUUCCCUGCCUCCCAGACAUCCCCCCGAUCCAGCUGGAAGAUGCAGGUUCCAGCACGUUGGACAAUCUCUUAAGCCGGUUCAUCUCUGCUAGUACACAACCGCCAUCUCUGCCUCCCACCAGCAACCUCAACCCCUCACCAGGGCCCUUAAUGCACUCUCCAGGGUCAUCAGGGUUAUCAACCUCGCUCACUCCAGCACGCCCAUCCAGCUCCUCCAGCACAGGAAGCCGUGGCAGCUGUGGGUCUGCGGGUAGGUCCGGGACUGGGAGCUCAGCUGUAGACCAGGUGAAGGUGAAGCAGGAGCCAGGAGCUGAGGAGGAGUGUGGAUUCUCCGGGGCCAAUGUCAAGACUGAACGGAGCAAAGACGGCCGGCGGAGCGCUUGCAUGAUGAGCAGCCCAGAGGCCAGCGUCACACCCCCUCUCCCUAUCCUGGGUUCCGUGUCCACCGGUUCAGUACACGAUGUUCUGCGGAACCUGGGAGAGAACGUUAAAACGGAGCCGCGAGGCGAUGGCCAACCCACAUCCUGCAGCGGUGGCGGCUCGGCGCAGGACCAGAGCUUCAGCAGCAGCAUAAGCAGCACUCCUCUGACCAACGGUAGCACGGACACUGCAGGCGGUCAGGCGCCACCCCCGGCGCGGGGCUCCCAGGGGGGCGGAGCAGCCACUGCCAGCUCACAGACCAGCAUAAGCGCCAACAGCCAGCCGAGCACCGACGGAAAGGAGGAUGACCCCAACGAAGACUGGUGUGCGGUGUGUCAGAACGGGGGAGAGCUCUUGUGUUGUGACCGCUGCCCUAAAGUCUUUCACAUCACCUGUCACAUCCCCGUCCUGCGCUCUUCUCCCAGUGGAGACUGGAUGUGCACGUUCUGCAGAAGUCUGACCAACCCAGAGAUGGAGUAUAACUGCGACGACGACCCUCCCAGUAAGAAGGACAAGAGUGAGCGAAGCCUGAGCACUGAGGACCAGCGGAGAUGCGAACGCCUGCUUCUCUACUUAUUCUGCCAUGAGCUGAGUGUGGAGUUUCAGGAGCCAGUUCCCUCCUCGGUGCCCAACUACUAUAAGAUCAUAAAGCACCCCAUGGAUCUGAACCAGGUGAAGAGAAAAUUGCAGCGAAAGCACCUGCAGCAUUACCAAAGCCCCAAAGACUUUGUGUAUGACGUCCGUCUGGUCUUCAGCAACUGUGCCAAGUACAAUGAGAUGUCUCGAAUAAUCCAGGUAUAUGAUGAGGAGAAACAGAGUAAUGUACAGGCCGAUUCCGAGGUGGCAGAGGCCGGCAAGGCCGUGAGUCUGUUCUUUGAGGAGAAGCUGGUAGAGAUCUACCCCGAUCAGAGUUUCCCCGUCGAAGCAGAAAAAAGACCACGAGCGGAGGGCGACGGCGAAGCAGCAGACGACUCGGACGACGAAUUUGUGCAGCCAAAGCGGAAGAGGUUAAAAGGAGACGAGAAGCUCUUGCACAUUAAGUGAAGUGGGUCUUACAGGAAGUGGGAACCACAGAGUGUUACGGUCUUCCUCACAAUCUCAUUCUGCUCUGGCCAGCUCAAAUGCUGGACCCAACGGUAUUACAUCACCCUGCUCUAAUUUAUGUUCUACUUACCAUGAAGGUUCAUUGUAAAUAAGAAAGAACAUCUUAAAAUGAAAGAGCCUUUUUUCCCUGGUUUUUUUUGGGGGGG